This is a messenger RNA of Penicillium roqueforti, 1044 nucleotides long. RefSeq lists its product as uncharacterized. The transcript is spliced from 3 exons. Lineage: Eukaryota; Fungi; Ascomycota; Eurotiomycetes; Eurotiales; Aspergillaceae. Gene Ontology annotation, molecular function: ABC-type transporter activity; ATP hydrolysis activity; ATP binding. The coding region runs from base 1 to 1044 and encodes 347 amino acids. Gene Ontology annotation, biological process: transmembrane transport. Gene Ontology annotation, cellular component: membrane. The record is from RefSeq and is a predicted model, not a curated record.
AUGGCAGAUCAUGUCGUCGCUCUGGAUGUGAGCGGCCAUAUCAUGCAUCAGGGGUCAUUCGCCCAACUUCAAUCCGAUACAGAUUAUCCGCAUGGGCUAGCAGUCGAGCAGAACGGCGCGAUUGACACGCAGGACGCAGCUGACGCAUCGGUGCAGCAUCGCCACGAGACUGUUCCUCGGGGCCGAUAUGAACAAGAUGCUGAACAGGACAGCGACGACUCUGAAUCGCCCGGACGAGUCCUCGGCGAGUUUGCCACAUAUGCGUAUUACUUUGGCUCCGUCCCUGUAUGGCACACCAUACUGCUCGCUGUCCUCACCAUUCUGUACGCGGGAAGUUAUCGGAUGACGGCACUCGUACUCAGCUUCUGGACAGACACUACAGAAGGAUGCGGCCAAGCCACCAAUGACUACUGCCUCGGUCUCCUCGCAAAGCUCACUGGUCUUGCCGUCUUGGGCAUCACAGGGGCUGCAUAUCUCUUCCUGGUCGUCAUGGUGGCUUCGAGCUCCGAGGUUCUCCACGCCCGGCUUCUCCAUUCCGUCAUGAAUACCCCAGUGGCCUUAUUCUCGCGCAUCGACGUCGGAGUCACCACGAAUCGCUUCAGCCAGGACAUGUCGGCUGUCGACACCGAGCUGCCCUUCGCCCUCAUCAUCAUGUCGGUCAUCCUGAUCGCCCCCAAGCCCCAAUUGCUGCACCAGCUCAAGAGGGACGAUGUCGUAGAUCGGCUGGGUGGUCUAGACAGCCCGCUAGACGCCGACCGGCUCUCGCAGGGCCAGCGCCAGCUCCUGUGCAUCGCCCGGGCUAUGCUGGUCGGCAAACAGAUCGUCCUAAUCGACGAAGCGAGUAGCAACGUCGAUGAGCGGUCCGAGCGGCUCAUCCGGGAUAUGAUGCGCGUUAUUGCUGUUGCGCAUCGCCUUGGUGCCGUCGUCGACUUUGAUCGUGUUGCUGUUAUGGGGGGUGGUCGGCUCCUAGAAUGGGAUUGUCCUCCCGCUCUUGUGAAGCGAGAUAGCGAGUUUAAGGGGUUUUGGGAUCUUGGGGCGGGCUAG